Messenger RNA from Nerophis ophidion (straightnose pipefish), 2190 nucleotides. It is a transcript of the gene abhd3, whose product is annotated as abhydrolase domain containing 3, phospholipase. Gene Ontology annotation, molecular function: glycerophospholipid phospholipase A1 activity; acetylesterase activity; monoacylglycerol lipase activity. The transcript has 9 exons. NCBI's taxonomy places the organism in Eukaryota, Metazoa, Chordata, Actinopteri, Syngnathiformes, Syngnathidae. Gene Ontology annotation, biological process: medium-chain fatty acid catabolic process; medium-chain fatty acid biosynthetic process; phosphatidylcholine metabolic process. The record is from RefSeq and is a predicted model, not a curated record. Bases 74 to 1312 code for a protein of 412 amino acids.
UUGACUUGUCUCCUUCAGUGCAGGCGGCGUGCAGGAGUCUCUGGCCGGCAGUGAGCACACAAGACACCUUGCAAUGAUCUCGCUGGACCUCAAUUUCAACAUUUUGACAAGGGACCUGUCUCAUUACCUGGAGAACCAAGUCAAAGUUGGACUCCUCGGCUCGGGAGUUGGACUGUCUCUGGUGCUGGGUUUCAGCGCAGCCUACACCUGCUACUAUCUCAUAUCCGUAGCCAAGAAGCCGCAGCUCAUCUCGGGAGGCAAGAAGUUUUGCCAGUUUUUGCGUGAGCAAUGUCCCAUAGUGUCGGAGACCUACUACCCCACCUUCUGGUGCUGGGAGAGCCGCAUCCAGACUCUCCUCAGACCAUUCGUCACAGCAAAACCCGGUAUCGUCUAUAGAAAUGAGCUCAUUAAGGCAGCAGAUGGAGGACAGAUCUCCCUGGAUUGGUUUGAUAACGAUGACAGCCUCGCUCAUCCCGACCCGGCAUCCAGACCCACAAUCCUCCUCCUCCCCGGCCUGACCGGCACCAGUCGAGAAUCCUACAUCCUGCACAUGGUCCAGCAGAGCCGGGACUUGGGCUAUAGAGCGGUGGUCUUCAACAACAGAGGAGUGUCGGGGGAAACUCUGCUGACGCCACGGACCUAUUGCGCCGCCAACACCGAGGACCUGGAGACUGUUAUCGAGCACAUCCACCGUACAUAUGAGGUCGCGUCCAUCAUGGCGGCGGGUGUGUCCAUGGGCGGGAUGAUGCUCGCUAACUACUUGGGGCGCAAGGGCCAAGAAACGUGCCUGAAAGGGGUGGCGGUCUUCUCAGCGGGAUGGGAUGUAUUCGAGUGCACGGCUUCGCUGGAGAAGCCGCUGGACCGUUUCCUCUUCAACUCCUACCUCACCAGCUGCCUUCAAGCCUCUGUGCACAGACACAGGCUGGUGCUCGAACAGUGCUACGAUAUCGACCACGUAAUGAAGGCCAGGACCAUCCGGGAAUUUGAUGAGAGGUUCACAUCCAUCAUGUUUGGUUACGCCACCAACGACGACUACUACCACGACGCUAGUCCCGUCCACAAGUUGAAAUCGGUGCAGGUGCCCAUGCUGUGUCUCAAUGCUGCUGACGACGUCUUUUCUCCAUCUCAUGCCAUCCCUGUGGAAGUGGUGAAGCAGAACCCCAACCUGGCCAUGCUCAUUACCUGCCACGGCGGCCACAUUGGCUUCCUGGAGGGCCUGUGGCCAAGGCAGAGCACCUACAUGGACCGAGUCUUCCGACAGUUUGCCCGGGCUGUCAUCGAGCAAGGAAGUCGACUAGAAGACCUCACCUGAGAGGACCUCUACCAAGUGUCCCCCAGUCCCUCUAGUUCUUUACUAGUUUCUUUACUUCUGUCUUCAUGCAUUCCAUUUGAUCCUGAUUUUUUCCGUCCUUACCUUCUUCAACCCUCCAACUUCCUUGCAUUCUAUCCUUUGUCCUUCCCUCACUGCAUUCCAUCCAUCCUUCAUUCCUUAUCCUGCUUUUCUCUAUUGACUUGCUUUCAUCUUUGUCCUCCAUGUAUCCGUCCUUUUCUCCUUCCGUGCCGAAAUGUAAAAAAAAAAACAAUUGCUCUGAUUGUAAGGGCACAUCCUGUUAACUUCUUUCAACCUCAUUUAGUUUUUCCUAGUCCUAAUUUGUGACCAUGGUUUCAUUGAUGUUUAGAACAAUGAUCGGUCACAAUAGCUAGCUGUAAACAUAUUUUGAUACAAGUACUGUAGCAAAUAAUUCAAUCAAGUACAAUACGCCUUUUAGCGUUCAUCUGUAGAAUUUUAGCCCUCAGGAAUUUCAUUUCUUUUUACUCCGGUUUCAUUUUAGAGGAAUAGUUUCACCCUUUUUCCAUUUUUCGGAGCCAUAAUAUUCAACACUCCUGCAAUAGUUGUCCGUUAGACUACAGCUAAUGUUAAAAUAGGGCUAGCUUGUGCUGAGUUAGAAGUGACCAAAAAUAGUUCAGCUCAACCAUAAAAGUACUCAAAUUUAUUACAAGUGCGCAGUGCAACUAAGCAGAUCCUUGAUCCCGCCCACCUUCUCUUGAUUGACAGAUGAACUAAUUUACUAAUAUAUAUAUAUAUAUAUAUAUAUAUAUAUAUAUAUAUAUAUAUAUAUAUAUAUAUAUACCUUCAUUUGAUUAUCCAGACAAUAGUGCUCGAUACCGUGGUAGAGCGUAAUAUGUAUG